Molecule: messenger RNA, 741 nt
Organism: Ochlerotatus camptorhynchus
Lineage: Eukaryota; Metazoa; Arthropoda; Insecta; Diptera; Culicidae
Product: putative gustatory receptor 2a
Exons: 6
Coding region: 1-741 (246 amino acids)
Biological process (GO): male courtship behavior; sensory perception of taste; chemosensory behavior
Cellular component (GO): dendrite; membrane; axon
Source: RefSeq, a predicted model, not a curated record
AUGUACUGCAUACCGAUUGAUCUGAGUAAGCAAGAAAGUUCAGCAGUGAUCAAUCGGAGUGAGUUUAUAACCAUACUAAUGUUCUACAUUCAGCCGGUUUUCGGAAUCACGUGCAGUCGGCUGGUGGCCGGAAAGAUUCAUCAAAUACUGACAACCAUCGAAGCGGUGGAUAAACAAGUAAAGCCGGCAAGAAACAGGCAACUUUUCAUGCUGAAACGGAUCAAAAUCUUACUGGAUAAGCUGAUUGGAACGAUCGAUUUGAUUAAUCAUUGCUUCGCUAUACAGAUUUUAUAUUGCGCUGGAAUGUGCUUCAUCAUCGGUGUCUUCAUCUGUUUUUACCUAUGCCGAUCGUUAAUUCACCAUCAAAACGUCGAUCUCUUUAUGAGCAUAGCGACCCUCUUCUGGUACUUCUACUAUUUAUUCUUCAUUUUGGUGUUCAUCGCCGUCGGGAGCAGAAUCGCUAGCGUGAGCAAACGCAUCGGAGUGCAUGUCCACAAAGCUAUCAACUGCAGCAGGACGUCAACUGUGAUAAGCAACGAGCUGUUGAUAUUCUCUCAACAAUUAUUACACCAUAGCCCGGUAAUUACGUGCGGUUUGUUCGUAUACGACUGGUCUCUGUUUUACACGAUCCUUGGCGCCACAGCAACCUAUCUAAUUAUUCUGAUACAAUUUGAUGUUUCAUUUCCGAGCCUGGAGGAUAUCACUGGCAACGGAUCCAUGGUUAUCCAAAAACGAAGGUAG